GUAGCACUGCGAUGUUAAUCUGGGGAGAUAAUAUUCAGAUUAUUAAAGAUUUCUCUGUUCUAAACAGAAACAGUGACCGUCAGCUUGGUUUUAUUCUGAAAAGCCCAGCCGGAAGUGUGUUGCAGCAGCGUCGUCAGCUUGCUGAUGAUGACAUCAUGGAGGUCCGUCUCUGUCUGCGACAGGACUCCUUCAGCCGGAGACGCUCCGCCUAAACCCGCUUCAGUCGGUGAGAAGGAGCGCCUGGUUCUGGUUCUGGUUCCGGUCCGGUCCGGCGUUACUGGGUCACAGCGAGCUGCUGCCAGCCGGGGCAGAACAGACCGAGGACGGACUGACCUGUUGGAGCCGGAGAAUUAAACCCAGAUUAACCGGAACCAUGCUGGCCCGGUUCGGCUGAUGUUCUGAGUGGAGAGAUGCAGCAGAAGUUGUGCUCCAGAGGUUCUGGCUCCUUCCUGUUGGAGAGGAACGGCCAGGCCUGCGGCGCCCUCCCGGACUCCGUCACUUCCUGUGAGCUCCCGUUCCGAUGCCCCCGAUGUGGCGAGCAGCAGCGGUUCCGCAGCCUGGCCUCGCUGCGGGCCCACCUGGAGUACCGCCACUCCUACCGCUCUCCGGACGUGGUGUCUGGAGACUUCAGCAUCACGGGGUCGCACCCCGACCCACUGGCGGCCGCCAUCGCCUGGCAGGACGCCAGCCUCCCGGCCCGCAGGGGGCAGCACGGCGCCGCGCGGCCGCCUCACGUCCGCUCCCUCAGCGACAGCAGAGACAGCGGCUACCUGCACUCCUACGGCGCGGUGAGGAGGCGCACCCAGAGCGUCGGCGUGGGGACGCAGGAGGAAGAGGUGGAUGAUGAAGAUACAGGAGAGGAAGAGGAGGAUGGAGAGGAAGCAGAAGAGACCAGAGACGAGUCGGAAGUCAAACAUUCAGACUCAGGACGCCUCCGUCAUUUCCGGUUCCCUCCGGCGUCCCCGGACCCGGACCUGAACCCGAACCUGGACCUGGUUGCGCAGAGCUCCUACUGCGGCCGGGAGACGGCGGCGGCCUCGGCGGCGGUGCGGCGGCGGCUGGCCGGCAUCCUGCGGGCCGCCGAUGGCACCAUGCAGCGGCGCCUGGCCAAGGUCAGCACGGAGCUGGCCCGGACCGACACCGAGCUGCUGUGUGAGCGCGCCCACUCGCAGCACCUGGCCCAGGAGCGGCAGCAGGUGGCGGAGCGGGAGCGCUCGCUCAGCCGGCAGGUGGACGUGGCCGUCAUGGUGAUCGCCGCCCUGAGGGAGCAGCUCAACGCCUCCGAGAGCGAGCUGGAGCGCCGGGAGAGGGAGGUUCUGACCAUCCAGAGGUUCCUGGAGGCCGCGGCCCGCCAGGAGACCAGCGGGAAAGUCCGGAUCCAGCGCUUCAUCGAGAACCUGCUGGGUCGGAUCGCGCUGGCGGAGAGGCUGGUGGAGUAUUACCAGGCGCAGGGCGAGCGCCACAAGCAGCAGCCUGACGACGGCCGACACAGAAUCACUAAAAGCAGGUCCGCCGGGGAUCAGCUGUUCUCCGGUCUCCAUGACAACAGGACUCAGUCGUCCUGCCGGUUCGGCGGCGGGCCGCCGGGCUCCAAAGCGGGUCCGGACCGGGACCGGGAGCGCCAGGAACGCCUGGCCCAGUCCUCCAGGCUGUUCUGCCGGCCGGAGCACAGAGACGACAUCUGGAACCAGCAGCGGCGCCGGUCCACCGGGUACGAGGCCUAGAACUGUGGAGACGGCCCAGACAGACGGGCCUGAGCAGAACCUCAGCAGAACCGGCAUCCCUUGGUUCCUGUAGGCGCUGAAUCGAAUUCUGCUGGUACCUUUUAGUUCUGGAUGUUUGUCUGCUGAGGUGAAGUGGACCAGAAAACAACCCGGUUCUGAUAGUUAGCAGAACCAACAGAAGUACCAACUGGACCAGGCUAAAUGUACCAGCUGUGUUCGGUUCCGGAUCAAACCUCUACAGGGCGGUUCUGGUUCUUCAUACAUCAGCACAAACCGAUCGGGUCAGAACCAAAGUAUUUAUUAAUCAGAAACUCUCCAUGUCCUCGGGUUGAACCUUUUCAUUCUGACCCGGUUCUGCAGAUUUCUCUGGGCUCGGUUGCUUUUUCUGUCCGGUUUUCCAGACGACGGAUUCAACAGUUUCCAGGUUCUGAUCCAGGUUCUUCUGGACCUUAAAGAUGUGAAUCAACAUCCUGAGCAAAUAUUUUCUGUCCAACAACAGAUGUUGACCCGGUUGGUGUUCAGUUGGUUCUGAUGGUCCGAUCGUAACCACCGUGUGAAAAAUGGGUUUAAAUGAUCUAGAACCCAACAGAACCGGAAGAGAAGGUUUGUGUUCUGAACCAGCCGAUCCUGAUUGGUGGAAAAUGUUCCGGAUGUUUCCUUCAUUCAGGUUCUGGUUCUGAUUUAUUAAAUGUUCUGUAAAUAAAACGACUCAAUAAGCUGGAAGACGACGGACAACAACACCGAAUCCUGACAAGUUUCCCUCCAUUUUCUCUCCUGUUGCAGUGGAGUCAGCAGGUGGACGGGUCACCUGGACGGGUCACCUGACCGGUAACCUGACGGGUCACCUGACGGGUCACCUGGCGGGUCACCUGACCGGUAACCUGACGGGUCACAUGGACGGGUCACCUGACCGGUAACCUGACGGGUCACCUGACGGGUCACCUGGACGGGUCACCUGGACGGGUCACCUGGACGGGUCACCUGACCGGGUCACCUGACCAUCGCAGGGCCACACAGAGAGUCUCUCUCACCGAGGGAGAAUUUAAAGAACCCAGCUAACCUGACGUGUUUCUGUACUGGGAGGAAACCGGAGAACCAGAGAACCCAGCAUGGAGACUCCAUGCAGAAAGACCCCAUCGGGAAUCGAACCCGGGACCUUCAAGGCAACAGUGCUACCCACUGCUCCACUGUGCAGCCCCCGGCCUCCCCCCACUUAUUUCUGCUCUAUUUUCUGGUGGAAAAUCUUAAUGCACUGAAAAAAGGCAAACUUAUUACAAGGAGGGAAAAUGUUUUGUUACCAGUAGAAUAAUCGACCACUAGUCAUUUCUCACUGGUUAGUUUGGUCUUAUUUCAAAUGUAUGAAGAUAUUUACACUAAAAUCUAAACUAAAAUACUUGGUAAGAUUUGGUGUUUUUGCAGUGUGAAAUAAUGUUGAGAAAAUUUUCACCAACAAACUGAAAUUUCCAAAUUAAUUUAAAUUAUUCUUGGAUUUUUACUGAUUUGGAAAAUUUGUAAAUUUGCAAGAAAAAAAAGAUUAAAAAGCAAAAAUAUACAACAUUUAUAAACUAGAUUAAUCUAGUUUAUAAAGAUUAUUAAUAGUCACAGAAUAAUCUGACUAUUUUUAACGGAAGGUGAUGAUAUCCUAAUCUAAAAUCAGACGUUUCUGCCUCGUAAUCAAUUAAAAUUUUUAAUUUUCUCAUUAAUUUACAACUUUUCACACCAGUUUUUAUUUCUUGUAAAUAUGUGAAGCUAAUUUAUAAAUUUCAGAUUUUUUGGUGUAAAUUUUCUUCGAUCUAAAAUCGCCCUGAUGCUUGGCCAGACGCUCGUCCUGAUGGUGGUUUAGUGGUCGCCAUGGUAACCCCUGACCUCUGACCUGUCCUGUAAUGGAGGUUUUAGUUUUUCUAGAACGCUGUUGAAUGUUUGGUGGAAGGUAGAAACCCGUCAUGUCCAGCCUCCGUGGUAAAGCAUGCUGUAGCUGCUGGUGUCUCUAUAUCCUGCUGUGUGUUUUCUAGCAGACUAACUUUAUUUUGGCGGUCUGAGCAGGAAGUUGCACUUUGCUGGUUGUUUUCAGGCCAGGAGAUGAAUGUAGCCGACAAUCAGCUCCCCAAACGGGUCGCUGACCGGGUCUGUUCUGAGAGGCCGCUGGGUUUCCAUGUUGUGUUCGUGUCGCGUGUUCUUCCCUCGGCCUGGUUCGGUCCGUUUGGACCCGGCUGGGAGGAGUAAUCUCUAGUUUGGUGCCUUCGCUCCAGAACUCUGUAGUCUGUGAAACACUGUGAGGAGCUGCAGUCUCUGUCCUGUCAUGAUGUUCGAUCGAUUAAAGAACAAACAUGAGACCAA
Messenger RNA from Xiphophorus maculatus (southern platyfish), 4061 nucleotides. It is a transcript of the gene znf365, whose product is annotated as zinc finger protein 365. Gene Ontology annotation, biological process: telomere maintenance; regulation of DNA strand resection involved in replication fork processing; regulation of double-strand break repair via homologous recombination. NCBI's taxonomy places the organism in Eukaryota, Metazoa, Chordata, Actinopteri, Cyprinodontiformes, Poeciliidae. Bases 411 to 1724 code for a protein of 437 amino acids. Gene Ontology annotation, cellular component: centriolar satellite. The transcript has 6 exons. The record is from RefSeq and is a predicted model, not a curated record.